AUGGCUUCUAAGAACGAAUCCUCCGACUUUGCCGUCAAGGCUGGCUUAGCGCAGAUGCUGAAGGGCGGCGUCAUUAUGGACGUUGUCAACCUAGAGCAGGCUCGUAUUGCUGAAGAGGCCGGUGCCGCUGCCGUCAUGGCUCUUGAGCGCGUUCCCGCCGAUAUUCGCAUCCAGGGAGGCGUUGCGCGCAUGUCUGACCCCGGAAUGAUCAAGGAAAUUAUGGAUGCUGUCACAAUUCCAGUCAUGGCCAAGGCUCGUAUUGGACACUUUGUCGAGUGCCAGAUCCUCGAAGCUCUGGGAGUGGAUUACAUCGAUGAGUCCGAAGUUCUCACCCCAGCCGACGAUGUUUACCAUGUUACCAAAUCCACAUUCAAAGUCCCCUUUGUUUGUGGUUGUCGUAACUUAGGCGAGGCCCUGCGUCGCAUUUCAGAGGGCGCUGCCAUGAUACGUACUAAGGGCGAGGCCGGUACUGGUGACGUUGUCGAGGCCGUGAAGCAUAUGCGGACUGUUAAUGCCCAGAUUUCCCGCGCUCGUGGUAUUCUUCAGGCAAGCCAAGAUCCUGAACCCGAACUGCGCGCUUUCGCCCGUGAGCUGGAGGUCCCCUACAACCUCCUGCGCGAGACUGCUGAGCUAGGACGUCUACCAGUGGUUAAUUUUGCGGCUGGUGGUAUUGCUACUCCUGCUGAUGCGGCACUGAUGAUGCAGCUGGGCUGCGACGGUGUCUUUGUCGGCUCUGGUAUCUUCAAGUCCGGUGAUGCUAGGAAACGCGCUCGUGCCAUUGUGCAAGCUGUGACUCACUUCAAGGACGCUAAAAUUCUGGCUGAGGUGAGCGAGGGCCUAGGUGAGGCCAUGGUUGGUAUCAAUGUGCAGAAAAUGCCCGAAGCUGACAAGAUGGCUGGGCGUGGUUGGUGA
Penicillium taxi is the source of this 912-nucleotide messenger RNA. RefSeq names its product pyridoxal 5'-phosphate synthase subunit PdxS. Gene Ontology annotation, molecular function: amine-lyase activity. The transcript is spliced from 3 exons. Bases 1 to 912 code for a protein of 303 amino acids. The record is from RefSeq and is a predicted model, not a curated record. NCBI's taxonomy places the organism in Eukaryota, Fungi, Ascomycota, Eurotiomycetes, Eurotiales, Aspergillaceae. Gene Ontology annotation, biological process: amino acid metabolic process; pyridoxal 5'-phosphate biosynthetic process; pyridoxine biosynthetic process.